CUUUUCUGAGGGGCAGAGAGCAAAAGUGAGCCUGUAGAAGUUUUUCAGAGCCGCAGCUUUUAAGUAUGCCUUUAGAAAAUGAGCUGGGUGAUGUUUGCCACAGAUUUCUUUUGUUGUUGUUUAACCAGGGAAAGGCACCGCGGGAUGAGGAAGGAUUGGGAGCAGCUUAGCUUUUUUGGCUAGGGUUCUGUGAAGAGCACAUUUGUUGGCAAACAAAAUCUGAUUUCUAUAGAUUAAAAAAACAAAACAACCCAACAGCCAAACUCUUCUGGUGCGUGCGCAAUGCUGAGUGCCUAGAAAAUGGUGGUUGGGAUUUUUUUGUUGUGUUCAGUUAGGUCUGAACAUGACAGGUAACUCUGGCAUCUGGGCAGGUGUGGUUAAGGUUGCCAUGGAGAUUCGUGAUGUCAUGCUUGAUAGAGCAUGUCAAGACAGCUAAUUUAACAUGUAGAUGUUCAAAAAGUCCCAUAGGCCAGAAGUAAGCUGUAUGCAAAUAACAAAGUUACGCUGCAAAAGGGCAAAAGAAAAUACGGCAGAGAGAUGGAGUGCCUUUUACCUGGCAGCUUUAAAGGAUUACUACAGGCUUCAUCAUAAAUUAAAACUUUGGGAAGUAAAGGAAGAGGAUUUCUGGACGUUUCUCUGGGCUCACCUGUGGAAUCUCAUAUUUCGGAGGAGCCUUUCCAGAACCUGCCUCCGUCUGAGGAAGAUCGCAGGCACCAAAAUGAGGAUUAUGUGCAGCAGAAGCAAAAAUGGGAAUGAAUUAAUACAGCUGGAUGAGAGGCAAAGACGAGAAGCCCGAAGCCAUCGCAGAGCCCACAGCCCAAUCUGGGAGACCAGACAGAGCAUCUAUCUGAAGCAUCUGCCGACUCCUUAGAGGCCAUGUCUGAGGGUGAUUCCCCAACUCCUUUCUCAAGGGGCAGCCGCACGCGGGCGAGCCUUCCCGUGGUGCGGUCAGCAAACCAAACCAAGGAGAGAUCACUGGGUGUUUUGUAUCUUCAGUAUGGAGAUGAAACAAAGCAGCUGAGGAUGCCGAAUGAAAUCACAAGCACAGACACAAUUCGUGCCCUUUUUGUAAGUGCCUUCCCCCAGCAGCUGACAAUGAAAAUGCUAGAAUCGCCCAGUGUGGCCAUUUACAUCAAGGAUGAGAGCAGAAACAUAUACUAUGAAUUGUGUGAUGUGAGGAAUAUUCAAGACCGGUCUUUCCUUAAAGUUUACAACAAAGAUCCCGCACAUGCGUUUAAUCACACUUCCAGAGCUGUAAAUGGAGACAUAAGGAUGCAGAGGGAAAUUGCCUAUACGGGCCGAGAUGGCCCAAGCGCUUCCCGCUCCGGAUCUGCCACGCACCCCUCCCAUGCGAUGCCCAGCUCUCCGCCCUCCACGCCAGUGCCCCACUCCAUGCCCCCCUCUCCGUCCAGGAUCCCCUACGGAGGCGGACGUCCCAUCGGCGUGCCGGGCAACGCCACCAUCCCCAGGGACCGGCUCUCCAGUGUGUCAGCAUCACGCUCCAUAUCACCCAGCCCAAGCGCCAUUUUGGAGAGGCGGGAUGUGAAACCAGAUGAGGACAUGAGUAACAAAAACUUGGCCCUGAUCCGAAAUGAAGGUCUAUAUGGGGACCCCUACUUGUUUCACGAGGGGAGGAUGAGCAUGGCUGCGCCCCACAGCGGGCACCCCCUCGAUGUCUCCGAUCACAUUGUCACCUACCAUCGCAGUGCCAUGAGGUCAUCAAGCACUUACUGCAACCCCUCUAUGCAGCCUGAAAUGCUGGAGCAGUCCUUGUACAGACAAAAGCCAAGAAAGUACCCGGAGAGCCACUUGCCUACACUCAGCGCUAAAACGCCUCCCGCCUCGCCCCACCGGGUGGCCGAUAUGCGCAUGAUCGAUAUCCAUCCCCACCAUAGUGCACAUGUCCCUCUCCACACUAUCCAGCCUGACAGGGCCUCCCCCAGCCGCCAGUCCUUCAAAAAGGAGCCAGGACCAUCCGUGUUUGUGGAUGCCAAAGCGCGAAGUGCCCUCGGCCACCCAGGCAUGGCAGAGGCUGUGCCGUCCCCCAUCGACAAACAGGCUUUUGGCUAUGGAUCACCUGCAAUGCCCAAGGACAAGGAGACAAGAGAGAGGAUACAAGCCAUGGAGAAACAGAUUGCCAGUUUAACUGGUCUUGUUCAGUCUGCGCUUUUAAAAGGGCCAAAUACAAGUAAUAGCAAAGAUGCUUCUAGUGAGAAGAUGAUGUUGAAAAUUGUGUCCAACAAAAGCAGCGCUGAUGCUACAGGUGCUGCUAAUUUAUCUGGGGGGAAGAACACCUUGGCGACAGUGGAGUCAGCUGUCAUCCAUCACCCUGCUGGAGCCUCGUCGAUGCAAGUCAGCCUGCAUGGUAUGAAACGCAAUGUGUCGGAUCUACGGCUGCAGCUGCAUCAUAUGAAGCAGCUACAGCUGCAGAACCAGGAGAUGCUGAGGGCAAUGGUGAAGAAAGCAGAGCUGGAAAUCAGUGGCAAAAUGUUUGAAACAGUGAAGAGGCUUGAAGAUCCUGUGCAGCGACAGCGCAACCUGGUGGAACAAGAAAGGCAGAAAUACCUCAGCGAGGAAGAGAAGAUUGUAAAGAAAUUAUGUGAGCUAGAGGGAUUUGUUGAAGACCUGAAGAGAGACUCCACUGCUUCCAGUAAGACGGUUACACUGAAAGAUGUUGAAGAUGGAGCCUUUCUUCUGCGUCAAGUGGGAGAAGCUGUUGCCACUCUUAAAGGAGAGUUCCCAACGUUGCAGAAUAAAAUGCGUGCGAUCCUCCGCAUUGAGGUAGAAGCUGUGAGGUUCCUAAAGGAGGAACCACACAAGUUGGACAGCUUACUGAAACGUGUGCGCAGCAUGACAGAUGUCCUUACAAUGCUCAGAAGACAUGUUACAGAAGGACUGCUGAGGGGUGUGGAUCCCUCCCAGGCUGUGCAAUACUCUGCUACAGAAAAGGCCACUGCAACUGAAGCUCUGAAAAAUCAGGAGGAGCCCAAGCAAACCCAGGGACAUGCGCAGCAAAACCUCACAGCAGUCACAUCAGAGUCCCAGGUAUCAUCAGUCAAGUCAGAAGUCGUCCCCUUCUCCACAAUGACGGUCCAUCACGUGCAGAGCUCUCCUGUUGUCAUCCAUCAGUCUCAGCACUCAUCAGCCCUGGUCAACCAUGCCCAGGGUUCACCUGCUGCACCCAGCCACAGUGAAGGGCUGCCAAUGAGCGGCCACCCCUCCACCACCCCACCAGCACCCCCCCAGGAACCAGCAGUAGGAUCCCAGCCCACCCAAGGCAUGCCGGCACUACAGGUCUCUGUCAAUGGCAACACCAUGCAAAGUCUUUUCAUUGAGGAAAUUCACAGUGCAAGUACCAGAAACAGAGCUGUAUCAAUCGAGAAAGCAGAAAAGAAAUGGGAAGAGAAAAGACAAAACCUGGAUCACUAUAAUGGAAAGGAAUUUGAAAAGCUCUUGGAAGAAGCCCAAGCCAAUAUAAUGAAGUCAAUUCCUAACUUGGAGAUGCCUCCCCAGCCAGCAGUCCUGCCUAAAGGGGAUGCAGGGGAGAAGUUUGAAGUCUCAGAAGAUGCUCCGGACGCAGAGCAGGAUAACGACAAGCUGACCAAGUCCCCACCUCCGCCGCCUCCACGGCGCAGUUACCUGCCGGGCUCAGGACUGACCACAACAAGAUCAGGAGAGGUCAUCUACGCAGCCAGGAAGGAGGCGGCUGCUGGCAAGGAAUGCAGUGAAGAUGCUGGGCAAGCAGCGCAGUCCAAAGCCCCUAAAGAAGAUCAGGCUCGAAACACAGGGCUUGCUGUAGCAUCAGCUGUAAAAGAUGAAGAAGAAGAGGAAGGAGAUAAAAUAAUGGCAGAAUUACAGGCUUUCCAGAAGUGCUCUUUUAUGGAUGUAAACUCAAACAGCCAUGCUGAGCAAUCCAGAAAUGAUACACAUGUUAAAGACAUAAAGCCUGGGACUUUAAUGCAUCACAAGGAAAAGAAGGUGUAUGGGGCUACAACAGGAUCUCCCACAGAUAGUGACCAUCCUAAAGAGAAGAGGGAAGGGAAAACUGAAGAAGAAUUGGGUUCUGAUUCAUCCAGCACAAAUGACAGUAAAAUUGGCUUUUCAAUGAAUGACAGUUCUACAUUUAGCAAGGGUUUGUUUGUAGACAGUAGAGACUAUUUUAAGAAAAACCUCCAAAAUAUGAGCACAAACCUGCUCACUGUCAGUUUGCCAGAGGAUGACAAACGAAGAGGGACUCAAGAUACUUUAGGAUCCCAUUUUCCAGCUACUGAAAAUGGAAAGCCAAACCCAAGCUACGGACUGUCUCAAGAUGCUUGCCAGGGCCCUCCGCAGGGUGAAGCUGUGCUGAGCACUGCCAGGUGCAUCCCUCUCAGCAGCGUUGCCCCUCUGGUGAGACCCUCCCAGGAGGCUGCAGGGUCUGCCCCCUCCUCACCCGAGCAAGAAGCUCCUGCAGGCAGCUACGGUCAGGUGGUGCUGAGACCCAAAGUGGCCAGAAGCAACAGCACUGAAGAGACAGACUCUCCAGCUAGCUCUCCAAGUGAAGACAGCCCACCCACUGAAAACAUCGCCUUCAUGAUUACCAAAACAGCUGUCCAGGUCCUCUCGAGCGGUGAAGUUCAUGACAUAGUCAGCCGGAAAGGUGGUGAUGUACAAACGGUGAACAUCGAUGCGCGGAAGGACAUGGCGUCAGAGAAAGGCAUCCCAGAAAGCACUGACAGCGAAGAGCCAGUGGUCUGUCUGGACAAAAAACCCGUCAUCAUCAUUUUUGAUGAACCGAUGGAUAUUAGGUCAGCGUAUAAACGUCUUUCUACCAUUUUUGAGGAGUGUGAUGAAGAGCUAGAGAAAAUGAUGACUGAGGAGAAAAUAGAGGAGGAAGAGGAGGAGGAAGAAAAUGAAGCGCAUGAGAUUUCUAAGAGCCUUAAGGAAGAGCCCCCGGUGCUUAUUGACAGAAAAGCAAUUGCAGAGUAUUCGGCAGCUCACGGUCUCAGUGAGCAGUACGUGUUUAACCUACAGUCUGCCUCCAACUCUGCAGAAACCAGGGCUCCUGCAGAGCCGGAGAGCUCAAAGACUAAUUUUAACAAGUACAGUCAGAUGUAUGGGCUGCACACAGAAGCAAACUUGGACUCUGCUGAUCAGUUUGGAGGCAGGCAGGAUUCUAAGAAAAAGUUUAAGUUUAAAUUCCCUAAAAAGCAGCUGGCUGCUCUGACACAGGCGAUACGUACAGGAACCAAGACUGGGAAGAAGACCUUGCAGGUUGUGGUUUAUGAAGAGGAGGAGGAAGAUGGAACCCUUAAGCAGCACAAGGAAGCCAAGAGGUUUGAGAUCACCAGGUCCCAGACUGAGGACCUCGACAAGAGUCCUGCAGGGAAGCAGGAGGCCCCUCCUGGCGCUGCCGUGCCUCUGUCUAGGACUGACGAAAUUCGACAGAGCACGUACCGAACUCUAGACAGCCUUGAGCAGACCAUAAAGCAGCUGGAAAACACCAUCAGUGAAAUGAGUCCCAAAGUUAUCCCCGAAAGCACACACAGCUCUGAGGGAAGCACUGUCCCCUUCUCUGCCCCGCUAGUACCAGAGGUCCCACCCCGAGAGCUUGUAGUGCUGGAUGAGAGCCGUGGUGGCACAGAGCCCCCUCCGUCAGUCCCAGCCACUUCACGUAAGGGCCCCAACGCUGCCUCGCAGACGAGCCGGAUGCCGGUGCCCAUGGCUGUGAAAAGUAGACAAGGAAGCACGGAGAAAGCAGGCAAACAGCACAAGCUGCAGGACCCGCGCCAGUACAGACAGGCUAAUGGAAGUGCUAAGAAAGCUGGUGGGGACUAUAAGGCUACUUCCCCCACCCUCCCUGCUUCUAAGAUCCCUGCCUUUUCUCCCACUUCUGGGAAAAGCAGCUCUGCCCCUGCUCCCAGCGGUGAUGGCCCUAACCCCCUUACCCCACCUGCCAAGCCCUCCGUGCCCCCCUCCGGCCUCCUCGGGCCCCAGGCUGGCCGUGUGGCGUACUCGGCCUCCCUGAUCCCCUCUGUCGCUAACGGCUCCUCCAAGUUCCAGAGCCCACCCUACGCCGUGAAGGGCCACCAGCUCUCCUUCUCGCUGCAGACUCAGAACGGCCGCCCACCCCCACCUUCCUCCUCCACCUCCCCCCCAUCCUCUACCUCUCCCACCUCUGUGAACCAAGGUGUGAAGAGCAUCAGAACCAUCCACACUCCUAGCUUCACCAGCUACAAGGCACAGAAUGGAAGUGCCGGCAAGUCUGCUGCCCCUGCGGCCAAGGAGCCGGCCUAGAGGCUGGGUGCUGGAUUUCUGCUCGUUUCCUGCAGCCAGUAUUUUAACCAGGGAGUGUAACCAUUUUGCUGUAUCGCUGGAGGCUUAAUACUAAUCAUGUGCUAAAUACUGAGUUACUACACUAGAGUAGAGUGAAGCUUUUUUGUAAACCUUUUGUUGCUGUUGUAAUGAUAAAAGAGCGUUUUCCCUCCAUUGGCAGCACCUCUUGCAAAAAAGCGUGGUGCUGUGUGUGGGCCCGAAUGCGCGUGGGGGUGCGCUGAGCAUGGCAAAAUGUAUGGGCAACGUUUAGUAAGCGGUUUUGUAUAAAGCUAUUUUUCAUUAUGGGGACAAGACGUGAACAGAGAUAUACUAAAGAAGUGUGAUUAUACACAACUGUAAAACUGAAACUAAAAUAUUUUUCUUUUAUUUUGGUGUUAUUUAGCUUUGUUACAGAUUUCUAUUUUUGUCAACAAAUGUCACGGUUCCUUUCGAGAUCUUUUUGCCAAAACAUUUUGAUACUAUUGUAAUGUACAUUUGAAAGUAGGAUGCUGGACAGUAAACCUCUGCACAAGAAACAGAACAAGACUGGUCUUAGUGCGCGGGAGGCAACUCAACCUAUUGCACUGCCAUUCAGAGUAUAUUUAAGAAUUCGCCAAGCCGAGGAAAAAAUAAAUUGUUUGACCCAUGUAGGGAGUUGCCAAUUAUGAUUUCUUUUCUUAGCUAAAUUCACCCUUUUCCUUCAGCUUUCUUGUACUGAGACCUGGUAACCCAUUAAUGUAUUACAUUGUGGAUUUUAAAAUGUACACUUCUGUACCGUUCUGUAUACUGGCAAACUUUUGUACAUACCUAUAAAUAGAUAUAAAUAAAUAAAUACUGUAUGUGGCUGGGCACAUAGAGUAGUUUUACCACACCAAAGUUCAUUUUUAUGCAUGCUUUCCAAAUAUAUAUGGGACAGGGCUGAAAAAGAUGAUGGGUCACACAGGAGAAAAAGCAACAAGCUUGCAGAGCUCAUGGUUUUGUAAAUAAAUUUAUUUGUAUAACACCCUAAUGUAAUAUACAGAACUAUGAAAAGCAAAGAUCUUUACAGAAAUAAAGGGCUGCAUGCUUAUGUUUUGUA
Messenger RNA from Numida meleagris (helmeted guineafowl), 7372 nucleotides. RefSeq names its product KIAA1217 ortholog. NCBI's taxonomy places the organism in Eukaryota, Metazoa, Chordata, Aves, Galliformes, Numididae. Bases 877 to 6276 code for a protein of 1799 amino acids. The record is from RefSeq and is a predicted model, not a curated record. Gene Ontology annotation, cellular component: cytoplasm. The transcript has 20 exons.